This is a messenger RNA of Lottia gigantea (owl limpet), 1718 nucleotides long. RefSeq lists its product as hypothetical. NCBI's taxonomy places the organism in Eukaryota, Metazoa, Mollusca, Gastropoda, Lottiidae. Gene Ontology annotation, cellular component: late endosome; early endosome; extrinsic component of endosome membrane. The transcript is spliced from 14 exons. Gene Ontology annotation, biological process: protein phosphorylation; early endosome to late endosome transport; protein targeting to lysosome. The record is from RefSeq and is a predicted model, not a curated record. Gene Ontology annotation, molecular function: actin binding; phosphatidylinositol binding; ATP binding. Bases 84 to 1718 code for a protein of 544 amino acids.
CAAAAUGUCAACACAAAACUUCAAAAUCACAAGCGAAUGUCUAAUAUUUCUUUAAAUAGACAUCGUUUUGGUGAUUUUCAAAGAUGGCUUUGUUUGAGAAAACAUCUUCAUCGAAAGCUCAAAUAGAUGACACGGAGGUUUUGUCGGCUUACAUUGAAACAGCUCAAAAAACAGGCGACCAUAUCGAGUAUAUUUUAAAGGUCCAGAGAGGAGCAGGGAAAGAGAACACUUGGCAACUGACAAAGCGAUACAGCGAUUUUGAUAAUUUAGAAUCACAGUUACGCAUCUCAAAUAUUGAGUUUAAACUACCUCCUAAGAAAGUGUUUGGAAAUUUUGAAAGAGAAUUCAUUGCUGUGAGACAGAAAGGGUUACAGGAUUUUCUGGAUUCAGUUUUAUCCAACCAUUUUCUGAGUCAGUCUUUAUGUGUUAAAAGAUUCCUGGAUCCUAAAACAUAUUCUACUAAUUUCCCAGAAGUAGCAUUACAACAUGUCUCAAUGAUCUUCCGAUCGGAACCGAAAUGGGAUGUCAUAGAACCUCUUGUAGAUAUAGGUACAAGAAUAAGAAAGCAUUAUAUCAUGGUGAAACCUAUUGGUCAACCAAAAAUAAAACAGAUUUUAUCUUGGAGUGAUUUUGGACUGUAUCAGUAUAUAGGAGAGAGAGAAUUGACAGCCAUAAUGACUUUAUUAUCAAGUAUACAGCAUCCUCAUAUUUUAACCCCGGUGUUUUCUACGUCCAAUGAAAAUGGAGGACUUGUGAUAUCUAGUUAUUGCGAGAAAGGAACGUUACGUGAUUAUUUGUGUAAAUGUAAACCAAAAGGACAUUACAUUAAAAAAUACUCCAACCCAAAACUGUGUUCUCCUCUAGAUAUGAGAGCGAUCAAAUUAUACGGAAAACAGAUUUUGGAAACAUUGAAAUUUUUACAGGAGAAACACAUUCCACAUGGUCAUCUACAUACUGGUAAUAUUAUACUUGAUAAUGAUGUUUGUUAUCUAACUGAUAUACAUAAUAGUUUACUGGGUUUACCUUCUUAUUAUAGACCCUUUUAUACUCAAUAUAAAAAAAUACAGACUGUAGAGUUAAUAGAUGUUUAUUGUUUUGGUCAUGUUCUGUAUGAAAUGACGUUUGGUACCCAACUUAAUACACCUUCCUGUGAUAACUUCCCCCCUGAGUGUCCCGCUCAAAUCAGGUCUGUACUAGAAUCUAUCUUAACGACAGAAGCUUGUAAAAAUGGCAUUCCAGCACUGGCUGACUUAUUCAUGCAUCCGUUGUUUUCGGAUGUCGGCCAGCAAGUUAAAGACAAACCACAACUAAAAAUACCACAUAAAUUAAAAGAUGUUUUAAAAACAGCCAAAUCCCAGUUCGAAGACAGACUGCAUGAAGAACAAAAAAAAAUCAGUAAGAUUAAGAGAUUGUCGAAGGCCAAGGAAUUCCACAUGUCAGAAGAAGAGAAGAAAAAACGUAGAAAGUCAAGAAAGCGAUCAUCUCCUGUUCCACCACCACCACCACCACCUGUGGCUGCCCCUGUACCUCCUUCUCCACCAGCAGUAGCUGCAGCACCUCCGCCCCCACCCCCACCUGGACCCCCAAUGAGAUCAGUGUCAGCGCCAGCUGGAGGAAAUACAGAGGGACGAGGGGCUUUAUUAAGUUCUAUAUCAUCGUUUAGUAAAGGAGGAUUAAAGAAGACAAAAACAGUGGAUAAAAGUGGUCCAAGGAUAUAA